CAAAGGAAUACACCGGUUUUGUAGAUGAAAGUCGUACUAAGGCUGGCAAGGUUACCGGACCGGUAAAAGUUGCCAAGAGUCUGACUUUGAAUGCCACUCUUGGAGUAAAUUUAAACCGUCAAAAUAUGUUUACCAUUAUCAAUAAUCAAAUUCACAAUGGUCGAUUUCCCGAAGAUGAUAAAGGAAUUUACUUUGUUUUGACAUCAAAAGAAGUGGCAUAUGGCGAUUCUGAUGUAGUCUUUUGUGAAGUGAGCGAUAGAGGAAUGUGCGGAUAUCACUUUUCUUUCCUCGCCUCUGAUGGGAAAAAAAGAUUAAAAUAUUCUUUUGUCGGUGAUCCAGACCAUUGUCCAGCUAAUUGCAUUCGCGCACAAAUUGAUCCGAGUUUAAUUCCAAGAAUAGUUAAAACCCCUCACGGAGACUCCCUUGAUUCAAUGAUAAGCGUGAUCUCACAUGAAUUGUUCGAAACAGUAACGGAUCCAUUGGGAACCAUUUAUGAUGCUUGGGUCGAUUCAGAUGAAU
Messenger RNA from Acaulospora morrowiae, 519 nucleotides. Lineage: Eukaryota; Fungi; Glomeromycota; Glomeromycetes; Diversisporales; Acaulosporaceae. The record is from the annotation of a GenBank genome assembly.